AUGUCCUCGUCAGACGAAGAUGCAGUUCGGCGUCCUGGCCGUGGUGCCGGUCGCCAGAGUCCGUCUGGGAGCGAACGUAGCAAUACUCCAGCGGAAAGGAACCAGAGUCCUGUCGGAUCGGAUGCAGGCAACAUGAAUGUGGACGACGAUGCGGAUCUCUUUGGAUCAGAUGGAUCGGAUGGUGGUCUAGAAAAUCUCGAUCAACAUCAUCGAACACUCGACGACGAACAACUCGAUUCGGGAGAUGACGAGGGCCGCGAUGAUCGAAGGGGAGAUCGCAUGGACUAUGAGGAUGGCGGGGAAGGUGAAUUCCCAGAGACGGUGAACAUAAUGGACUUGAGCCUAGGCCGGGCGCCAGAGCCAGCAACUACAAAUGGAGAGGUCUACACUAUGCCGGUUCCGAAUUUCCUGUCUGUCGAAACCGAGGAGUUCAACCCCGAGACCUAUGUUGCUCCCCCGUACGCUACCGCCGCAACGUCUUUGUGCUGGCGUCACGACCCUAAUGACUCCUCCCUCCUCCAGUCGAAUGCUCGAGUUAUUCGCUGGGAAGAUGGCUCCAUGACACUCCAGCUGGCCUCGGCGCCUAAAGAGCAAUAUAGGAUAUCGACGAAACCGCUUGCUCCUCUCAACAAGUCCGGAGAAUACGACACAAAAUUGGAUUCGCAUGUUUAUCUAGGAGCAGCCGCGGAAACUUCUUCUGUAUUCAGAUUGACUUCACAUGUGACCCACGGUCUCACUGUCCUUCCCACCACCGUGGAAACUGAUGAUGCUGUUCAACGUCUUCAAGAAUCCCUGGCUGCAGCCACUCGUGGUACUAAGAAGACGGUGGAUGGAUCAGCACCCGUCAUUGAAGUCAAGGAGGAUCCAGAACUUGCAAAGAGGCAGGCUGAGCUAGCCGAGCGCGAGAAGUUGAAGGCAGCUCGCCGCCGCCAGCAACUCGCAGACCGUGAGCUUGACCGCGGCCGCCGGGUUGGUGUCAGCCGCACAGGAGGAGCUGGUCUUACCGUAGGCGGCUUGGAAGAUGAUGAUGGACUGCUCACGACUAGACCCCGCGCGAAGAAGCCACGCAGACCCAAUCGCCGCGGUGAAAUCCACACUGAUGACGAGGAAGAUUACGACCGCCGUGGUCGGACCCGGGAGGAUGAAUACGAUGAGGACGACGAUUUUCUCGUUGGUAGUGAUGAAGAGCCCGAAGAAGUUGCCGAUGAUGACGACGAGGACAUAUUGGAGGGAGACGAUGACAUGGAUGCCGAAGGCGAGGAAGAAGAAGAGGCUAGGCCGACCAAAUCAAGACCUGAAAAGAAGGGUUCUGAGUCCGAAGCGGCUGGGGGUGGAACGCCCCCUGCGAGGAAGAAGAAUCGCUACAUUGUGGACGACGACGAUGACGAGUAA
Molecule: messenger RNA, 1392 nt
Organism: Aspergillus wentii DTO 134E9
Lineage: Eukaryota; Fungi; Ascomycota; Eurotiomycetes; Eurotiales; Aspergillaceae
Product: Paf1-complex subunit LEO1
Exons: 3
Coding region: 1-1392 (463 amino acids)
Biological process (GO): positive regulation of transcription elongation by RNA polymerase II; transcription elongation by RNA polymerase II
Cellular component (GO): Cdc73/Paf1 complex; nucleus
Molecular function (GO): RNA polymerase II C-terminal domain phosphoserine binding
Source: RefSeq, a predicted model, not a curated record